CGCGCGAUUGAGUAUUAAAAAAAAAAAAAGAAAAAACGCAAUAACAAAAAUGCCAACUCUCUUGUUGCCGCUAUCAUAAAAGCGAUCUAUACCUCGGAAAAUUAGAGAUACCGACGAGUGUUGUUAACACAGCGCAGAGUACCGCAGCUGGCAAGUAAGAUAUGACGGAGUUGCUCCGUCGAGUGGUAGUCUGCGGUUGAUAAGGAAAUUCCAGACGGUAACUCGAACGUUUCCAUUGGCGGCUAUUUGGAGAGAAUGAUCCUUCAACCGGAGCGCGCUCACUUUCGAAGGACUCGAUGGUCGCAGUACGAGGUAAAACGCGGCAUCGAUCGUUUCCUCUUUCAAAAAGCACGAAAAUAUUUUUUAAAUAUAUAUAUUAGUUCUCUAUUAGUGCCAAAAACUAAAUAAACUAAACAUGCGAGCCUCGAAGUAUUGGCUGUUUGUGAUCGCAGGAACAUUUUUCGUUUCUUGUUUGUGGAAAACCGGAUCGAUUAGCCGCUGGAGCUCCAGCAUGCGCGCGAAAGCGUUAAUUCACUUCGAUUUAUCGAUUCCGUCCUCGCCGCUAUCGUCCUCGAUUCCGCGCCGCGUUGGUCCCAUCUUCGACAGGACCAGACUUUCGCGCGACGCCGCUCGUCGGAAACAUCGAGGAACUCUGUCGAAGUACAUGCUGCAGCUCUACCAUCGACGACCGGACGCCGAUGUCGUCCGGGCGAUUCAACCGAUUCACAUUUCCGGUCCUAUUUGCGACGGCGGAAGAAUUCUGGAAUUCGCAAUUCCGUCCGUCGACGCCGACGAAACCUUGGAGGCUGCGGAAUUACUGGGAAUCGCCGGAGCGAUCGUUAGAGUGCGAUCGCUGACCGAUUUGUCGAUUAAAAAAAACAAGAGCCGUGAGAUCCUGAGAUCGAGGAAAGACGACGCCUGGCGCGCCUUCGACGUCACGUCCGUCGUCGCUGGCCGAGAUGGCGACAUUAUCAAGCUGUACGUUCACGGCAGACUGGCCUAUCGUCCUUACGGCGACAGUCCGAUUCUGCUGUUGAACUACAGCAAGACCAGACGUCGUCGUCGACGAUCGGCGGACGAUCAGGACGAUCACGAACGUUGGGAGGAUACGCCGUCACGAAGACGACGUCGCAACAGCUGUCGCCGACGUCCGAUGUACGUGGACUUCGCCCUGAUCGCUUACGACAACUGGGUGGUCGCGCCGCCAGGAUACGAGGCUUAUCAGUGCUCCGGCAAGUGUUACUUCCCGUUCGGCGAUCAUCUCAGUCCUACCAAGCACGCGAUAGUGCAGACAUUGGUGCACGGCGCGCUUCAGGCCAGCGAGGACCCCGGCAUCAACAAGGCCGUAGGCAGAGCAUGUUGCGUUCCCACCAGAUUGGCGCCCACGAGUCUGCUUUAUCUGGAUUCCAGCGGAACGCUGACCUACGAGUACGGUUACGACGACAUGGUCGUCUCCGAGUGCGGUUGCCGUUGAUAAACAACGGUGGUGAUUUUUUUUUUUUUUUUUUUUGUUUUUUGAUUGCUUUUAUUAACAGAACGGCUCGUAUCUACACGUACAUCGUGGCGUGAAAACUUUCUCAGCAAAGUUUGUAAUGCACAUACAGUUGAGUCUCGAUGUAGCAGAUAUUGAAAACAAACACAAAUAAGAUAAAAACAUUUUUGUUAUCGAUUUAAAUCUCCGAAUAAAAAUUACUAAUAAUCUUU
Molecule: messenger RNA, 1704 nt
Organism: Pseudomyrmex gracilis
Lineage: Eukaryota; Metazoa; Arthropoda; Insecta; Hymenoptera; Formicidae
Product: protein decapentaplegic-like
Exons: 1
Coding region: 416-1474 (352 amino acids)
Biological process (GO): SMAD protein signal transduction; BMP signaling pathway
Cellular component (GO): extracellular region
Molecular function (GO): cytokine activity; growth factor activity
Source: RefSeq, a predicted model, not a curated record